Messenger RNA from Hyalella azteca, 1203 nucleotides. It is a transcript of the gene Snx6, whose product is annotated as sorting nexin-6. The transcript has 9 exons. Gene Ontology annotation, molecular function: phosphatidylinositol binding. Gene Ontology annotation, biological process: phagosome-lysosome fusion involved in apoptotic cell clearance. Lineage: Eukaryota; Metazoa; Arthropoda; Malacostraca; Amphipoda; Hyalellidae. The annotation marks the transcript as partial. The record is from RefSeq and is a predicted model, not a curated record.
UAGACGUUCGAAUUAGUUGUUUUGAUUUUGUGGAGAUCUGUGAAUCAUAGAGCAAACAAGUAAGGAUAUUUUUCUUGAUUAGGCUAGAAAGUUUCUUGCUACGGUAUUCAGCGUACAUAGCGAAUAUUCUUUCUGUCAACUUUCAGGAUGAUGGAAGGAUUGGAGUCGCUGCCAGGGCUACCUGAAACCAAUGGCAACACAACUCCUAGAGUUAUGGAUGGUACAGAAAAAGUAAAAGAAGUGAGAGGAGAGACUGUGGAGCUCUUGGACAACCCUCUUGCCGUUGACAUCUCAGAUGCCCUCAGCGAGAGAGAGAAAGUCAAGUUUUCUGUACACACCAAGACGACUCUGCCAGAAUACAGCAAGAAUGAGUUCUGUGUCGUGAGACAGCAUGAGGAAUUCAUUUGGCUUCAUGACAGAUAUGAAGAGAAUGAAGACUAUGCAGGCUAUAUUAUACCACCGCCUCCCCCACGUCCGGAUUUUGAUGCAAGUCGGGAGAAGCUGCAGCGGCUGGGUGAUGGUGAGGGAUCCCUCACAUCCGAUGAGUUCAAGAAGAUGAAGCAGGAGCUUGAGGCAGAGUAUCUUGCCAUCUUCAAGAAGACGGUGGCAAUGCAUGAAGUCUUCCUGACUCGGUUAGCACAGCAUCCUGUCUUCAGACGCGACAACAACCUUAAAGUCUUCCUUGAAUAUGACAGCGAUUUGUCAGUGCGGUCGAAGAACAAGAAGGAGCGCAUGGAAGGACUCUUCAAGACCUUCAACAAGUCCACCGAUGAACUCCUGCUCUCCGCCACACAGAAGGAUGUUGAUGACACCUUCGAGAAAGAGAAGAACUUCCUGCUGGAGUACCACACAGCCAUCAAGGACGCUGCUAAUAAAGCCGACAGAAUGGCUAAGGCACAUAAAAACGUGGCAGACUCUUGCAUCAAAGUCUCAGCAUGUCUUGUCAACCUGGGCACCAUCGAGGGCCCCGCACUCGACUCAUUCUGUUCCGUGCUGGCAGACCACUUCGAGAAAAGCAGGAAGAUAGAAGGUCACCUGUCCAGCGAUGAGGACUUGAAGCUGGUAGACACCCUGCGCUACUACCAGCGCGACUCUAGCGCCGCUAAGGACCUCCUCUACCGGCGCCUGCGCUGCCUCGCUGACUACGAGCACGCUAACAAGAACCUCGACCGUGCUAGGGCUAAGAACAAGCACGUGCACGCG